This is a messenger RNA of Haliotis rubra (blacklip abalone), 2922 nucleotides long. RefSeq names its product zinc finger and SCAN domain-containing protein 12-like. The transcript is spliced from 3 exons. Lineage: Eukaryota; Metazoa; Mollusca; Gastropoda; Lepetellida; Haliotidae. The record is from RefSeq and is a predicted model, not a curated record. Gene Ontology annotation, molecular function: RNA polymerase II transcription regulatory region sequence-specific DNA binding; DNA-binding transcription factor activity, RNA polymerase II-specific. Gene Ontology annotation, cellular component: nucleus. Gene Ontology annotation, biological process: regulation of transcription by RNA polymerase II. The coding region runs from base 365 to 1603 and encodes 412 amino acids.
AGUACAGGAGGAAAAGCCGGUCAAGAAGAUGAAUCCGCCAUUGUUGAGAAAUUUCCAGAAAAUCGAAGAGCACUUGUGCAGCUGGAUUGCACACUAACAGAAGAUCUUUCGAUGAAAAUCUGCACGAACACACGAUUGGGAAGCAAACGGGCGACGUUACUGUAUGUGUUGUGUUUUAACUGGAACGAAAACAGGUGAUUUAGCUGAAGCUUUUGUUUCGACAUUCCGCGCACCUGCUUGGCGGCAAAGCUCAACAUGCAAUGCUAUCUACACAUGUGAUCACCCACUGAUCCACGUGCUCAAUAUUACUAACAUUGAAAGCAUUUUGUGAUAUUGCUACGAUUUUAUUCCGACAUAAUCAAUCAUGUUCAUCGAAACGCUUGAGUUUACAAUUCCUGUGGAAUUGUGCAGUAUUUUUUCAAGCCUCCAGAAGGGCCACAGGUCAAACGUUGAGUUUCCUGCAUCAGUGAACUCUUAUGGCACAACGCAAGAUGCCAAUUUGCAGGUUGUGUUACGCUCAAACAAACUAACGUUCAAAGUGGACGGUGUGUCGUCAAAUGCAAGCAUGAUAUCAAAGAGUGAAUGUAAGACUUUAAAACUCUCGGUGUUUGAUGUGGACAGAACAUUAAUGCCUCAAGAAAAUGACAGUUACGAUUCUAAUAAUAUGUCCGCAGUGCAGCAUUCAACACCUGUGUCAUUUCCAUCCAAAAGACAUCAUGAAAUCUCAGUGUCACAGCCACCUGCUAAAAAUCGUAGGACUUCUUUUUCUGAUUCAUCAAGACCCAGAUCUCCACUUCAUCGUCGCUCACAACCUCAAUCCAGUCCACGUCCAUCUAUUAACACACAAUCAAAAUCCAAAAAUGACUCUCUGGUGAAUGUGAAACAAGAACCAGAAGAUCCAGAUUUAAUAGAAAUAGAACCAGACCAUGAUCCUGAUGAUCUUGUGCCAAAGAAGGAGACUCCAUACAUGCAAAUAGAUUAUUCAUCCGAUGUACCUCAUACGCAAACGUCCCAAGCAGCUCUAGAUCGACUCUCUCAUCCACAAUCAUCACAUUCUCAAUCACCCGGUUCUUCAUCAUCGUCCUUCCAUCAAAACGUUCCACAUGUGCCAGAUUACGCCGAACCCAGUACUAGUCAAGUUCAUCAUGGUGACCAAAGUGCAGAUGACUUUUUAGUGUUUCAAGAACAAGACGAAGAUUGUGAUGACAACGAUGCUGAUUAUGGAAAUGAUGGCUUCUCUGUGGUGGCAAAUGCUCCAAAGACAGAGCUUGGUGAAGGAGGAUUUGAUAGUCAAACCAUUGGAUCUGCUGUUUAUGUAGCUGACAACAUAAGGAUGAAUGUCACGCCCCAAGGAGACCCUUAUGUUAAUUCACCCCAGGGCCUUUCCAAUAUGAAAGGGGAACUGUUUAGGAAGCGAUGGUUUUGUCCCGAUUGUGGGCGAGUGUUUCUUGAGAAAAAGACAAUGAUGGUCCAUAUAGAUGCUAUCCAUAACAAUGUGACUCUGCCUUGUGUGUGUGGGAAGACGUACAAGUACCCAUUUGCCCUCAGGAGACAUAAGAAAACAUGUCGACUGAGUUUACAGAUAUUGGAGGACAGAGUAUAAGCCCGACAGAGUAUUCAGUAGGUCUGCUCAGAGAGAGAAUCUGGAAGCCGGGUGGAUUUCUUGGACAUUCGUCAUCUCCUGUUGUUGGUGAAGGCCUUGCUAUGCGUGUUAAUCCGUUUGAUAGUUCAUCAUCUCCUGUUGUCCCGGACGGCCUUGCUUUGCGUAAUGCCUUUGAUGGUUCUUUCCUUGGCAAGGAUGGCGAUUUGUCGAGUCAAGUGAAGGCGAUCCGAAAUUCAACUUGUGACGAAUGUGGCAAGAUUUUUUGCCGAUUCCAAAUCCAAAUCCAACCACAAACGGGCAGUGCAUGAUAAGCGACCAUUUUCUUGUGUCUGUGGCAAGGAGUAUAAAUACAUGACAGGGCUGAGGAUGCAUAAGAAGAAAUGUGCUUGUGCUAAGAUGAUGAGAGAGGAUAAUGACUGAGCACCUCUCAGAGUGCGAAUAAUCACAUAUUCUUGAUGAUAUUGCUUCUUUGGAAAUGGCAGCAAUCUGGUUGUCUUGGGUUUAGAUGGAUUGACGCUUACUUCUUUUGGGGACAAACUUUGGAAAUUCUUUGUGUUCAUCAAGUCCUUUGGAAUUCCUCAGUAUAUUUCUUGACAUUAUUACAAAUAUUUUAGUUUUCAGUAAAUGCUCUGAAACUGAAUGGACAAUUUCGUGGGCUAGUUUUUGAAGCUACUUCUGAUGUCACGUCUGGAGAGCUGUAUUUAAUUCUUAGAACAAGGACAGCAAGCAUAUAUGCCAUGUGUAUUUGGAUGGAUGAUCAGUACUUGGUUGUAUAUGUCCUGGAGGGAGUUACUGAGGACAUCUGUGUUGUUGGAUGAAUAUAUUCGAGAGAUGAAGAGAUCACAUACAUUUUAUGCAAGGUCAAAGACUCAAGACUUAGGUGAUAUUUUCCGUACAACAUCUAAAGUUAUGAAAUGCUGAGUACUGUUUAUUCUGGAUGUGUGCAAAGAUGACUUGCUCUUCAGUGACAUUUAUAAUGAAUGAUAAGAAGAGGGAGUAAAGUGACAUAUAUUGGAGUCUGAAGGCACCUCACUUUGGUGUCCAAAGUUUUGGAGUUUGAAGGCACCUCAUUAUAAUGUCCAAUGUAUUGAGGCCUGAAGGAACCUUACAAUGAUGUCCAAUAUAUCAAGGUCUGAAGGUACUGCACUGUGAUGUGCGAUAAGUUCUGAAAAAUAAGAUGUCCUUUGUUCAAGAGAGUUGACGGUGACAGCUGUAUCUCAUGUCCAUUGUGUAAGAUUGUUUGUCCUGUUGCAUCCUGAACUCCAGCAUGAUACCUAUUGCAAUCUCCUUUGAAGGAACUAGAGACUCUUCUUCCUGUG